AUGACGUUCGUUCUCCGUUGCCUGCUAAGGGACAAACGCCCCUUGGAGGGCGAGCAAGACAAAACGAUGUCGUGGUACAGCAAGAUCCUGACCAACACCACCUCCCAAAUCAGCAGCCUCCAGAGCCGCCUCCUCGCGAGCGAAAACGACGGCGACACCGAAGACGACACCCAUGUGUGCCGCGUGCUAAGGCAAUACUACACCGAGCAAGGCCGGCCCUUCCCGCCCUGGCUGCCCCCCGACCCGAAAGCCCCGCCGCCCGCCGCCCCCGUCGCCUCGCAGCAGCAGCAACAACAACAACAACAACAACAACAAGUGGGAUCCCGCUACGGGGGUCUCACGCACCAGCAGAACCCGUCCGCCUCGCUCAGCUCUCUGUGGGACUCGAACCCGACCCAAGCACAACAACAGCAGCAAGGACCAUUGCCAGGUUCGCAGAGCCUGCGUCACGGCCGGGUUGCGGCGUCUCCGGCGUCGCGGCCGAGCCCCUUCGACCGGGCUAGCUCGGGGGGUGAUAUAUAUGGACGAGACACGGCUACGGCUACGGCGCCGCCGACGAACCCUUCGGGCAGCGGGUCGGCGCAGGAUAGGCUGAAGCAGCGGCUUUGGGGUUCGGGGUCGAGGACGACGAGCCCGGGGUCCGGGACGCAAGGUCCCUUUCAGCCACCUAGCUCUGGGUCUAGCGGGUAUGGCCCCGGGGGAGGAGGAGCGGCGGGCAGCGGUGGUGAUAGGCCUUACGUCGGGGCGAACGCGCCUUGGAGCACGGGGGGGCAUAGGGGAGGCGGUCUCCCUAGUGGACCGAAGAUGAGAUGAUGGUGGGCUGGGAAGCAAGCAAACAAGGAGCGUCUGUUGAAAUUAAAGCGAUCUCGCAGGAGUUUGAAUUUACGACCCCAUGGACAAAGGUUCCGGUCCCGUCGUUUGCCGUUGGGGGGGGGCGAGAAGGGGAAAACUCGUGGUUUCUUUUUUGGGGAGGCUGGUGCAUACCCACAUAACCCGCAGGACAUGAUAACGAAGCGAUGUCAAGACAUGUUAGACAGGUAAACGAAUGCCCUUUCCCGGAGAAGGCAAUAAAUCCCUCAAUGCCCUGUUAACCGUCUGGGCAACUUCUCAGUGCAACUAGCUCGGCGAGAGAGAUUGAUUAGGACCCAUAUAUGCCCUCGGCAUGAGUGAUGAAGAGAGUAUAGAGCGCCUAUACAUACACCUGGGGCCAGAAAUCAGAUCGAAACCAAAUCACUGACCAC
Sodiomyces alkalinus F11 is the source of this 1241-nucleotide messenger RNA. RefSeq lists its product as hypothetical. NCBI's taxonomy places the organism in Eukaryota, Fungi, Ascomycota, Sordariomycetes, Glomerellales, Plectosphaerellaceae. The coding region runs from base 1 to 813 and encodes 270 amino acids. The transcript is spliced from 2 exons. The record is from RefSeq and is a predicted model, not a curated record.